Messenger RNA from Moneuplotes crassus, 546 nucleotides. The record is from the annotation of a GenBank genome assembly. NCBI's taxonomy places the organism in Eukaryota, Ciliophora, Spirotrichea, Euplotida, Euplotidae.
AUGGAGCAGCCAGGCCUAUAUUUAAGAAGAUGUAAAGAGUUAUGGAUUCUUCAUUGAGAAAAGAAAAGAAUCAAGACAAUAGUUGAUUUUAUUGAAGCAUACUUGGACUCUUUGAGUAAAGAAAAACAAUCUGAAAGCAAAUCAAAGAAUGCAUCUACCUCUAAGAAUUUUUUCUUGAGAAGAAUUAAGAAACUUAUGAAGUAUUACUCUAAAGGAGUUAAAAUUUUGAAUCUCAAUGCCAGCCACUUUUGCUCUAAAGAUGGAAAGAAGGUUCUGAAAUUGAUUGAAGCCAUUAGACCAAGAGAGAUUAUGGAAUAUGAUCUUAUAUCUCCUCGUUAUAGUCGUGUACAUAUGUAUCAUAAGUAUUUACUAAAAGAUAUUAGAUUAAUGCCUUUCGUGGUAAACAGGCUGAAGAUUGAAGAAUGUAUUAUCCACAAUUUACAACUAGCAUACCAGAAUGGUGAUGUUCAAGGAAUGCAGUAUCAAUUCUGUGAACUUAAAGCUCCCUCAAAAUAUACCAUUUCAAACAAUUUUUCUAUACUUUAA